AUACACCAGGGAGCAUGCGCAUUACAAUCGCCAAAUGACACCAUAGUUGUGCGACACGCAACAGCAAUGGCGAGCGGAAAAAAGAGUGUCCCUCUUUCUUCGUUGGCGGUUUACGAUUCAGACCCCGAUUCCGAUGUAGAGGCCGGAGAAACAGAGGUCCAUGGUGGGCUCGUGUCAGCCAGCUAUGGGGAUGAUGAUGCCAACCGGAUGGAGGAGGGUGAAGACCGAGGGUCUGCAGAUGAGGACAGUGGUGACAGCUCCAGGAAUUCGGAAGAGGAAGAAUCAGACCUUGAGCGGGGAGACCCAGAUGAUUUUAAGGACAUUUCGGAAAGUGAGAAGAGAGACCCCAAUGAGCUGGUCGCCCAGUUUUCCGAAACGGUGAGGAACAUGUCGCCUGAUGAAAUCCGGAUCCCACCCGAACCUCCCGGGCGCUGUUCCAACCACCUGCAGGAAAAGAUCCAGAAACUGUACGAUCGCAAAUUACACGGUGACUUUGACACAAACAGCCACAUCCAGAAGAAGAAGGAGUUUCGCAAUCCCAGCAUUUAUGAGAAACUUAUUCAGUACUGUGGCAUUGAUGAACUUGGAACCAACUAUCCAAAGGACAUGUUUGAUCCGCAUGGCUGGUCUGAGGACUCUUACUAUGAAGCUCUAGCCAAAGCUCAGAAAGUGGAGAUGGAUAAGCUUGAGAAGGCUAAAAAAGAGCGGACCAAGAUCGAGUUUGUGACGGGCACUAAGAAGGGCACAACCACCAAUGCUGCGGCCCCCACUACGAACACAGCCAGCUCCACGGCAACAGAGGCCCAGAAGAGGAAGAGUAAAUGGGACUCGGCCGUCCCAGUGACCCUGGCCCAGCCAGCGCUGCUCACCACCACCGCCACGCUCCCCGGCGUGGUCUCCGUCACCACCACCGCCAGCGGCACCAAGACCACGGUCAUCUCUGCGGUCGGCACCAUCCUCAAGAAGGCCAAGCAGUGAGCUGGAGGGGUGGGAGAGCGUGUCUGUGACGGCCUCUGCGGGGCGGAAGCUGUUUGGAGGACCCUGCUGUCCUGAUCUGCCCGAGCGUGACCGUGAAAAUGGAACACUUCUGUCUGAACCCUCCCCCCACCCAGCUCCAUCCUUCUUCAGACUUCAUCUGGUUUGCCUCUACAGACCCCUUUUGCUUCUCGUUGUGGAGCCCUCCAAGUUGUACUGCCUGCAAAACCAACGGGGAGCAUCAUCAGAAGCGCCUAGUUAAAUUGGUGUCUUUUCCGGAAUCUUGAAGUGGGAUAUUGGUCGAUCUACCAUUAAAGUGUAUUUUCUGCAUACAUCUUUGUUUCUCACUGGUUGUGUAUAUUUAUGUAAUUAUAUUGGCCGAUAGAGGUGGUAUCAGUCCAUCUGUAUUUUUUUGAGUUAUUAGUAGUUUCAACUCAAUUCUGGGACAAAUCUGCUGUUAACGGGUUGGUUGCCUGUUGAAACCAGCGCAUCUGCCUCCCGAUCUGUUGGCUUGUACAUCCAUCUUGGAUCCCCCUCUUAUUUCUUUUAACAUUUUUUUGUCAGGGCAGUGAAACAAAAUGUCUGAUAAAGUGUCUAACAGAACUGAGGAGAUUGUGCAUGGAGAGGAAAUCAUUGCUGUUAAGUCACCUUUUGAAAAUGUUGGAAUCAAAUGUGUUUGUAUUUUUGUCUCAUUUUAAUUGUUACUGGGAUUUUACGCCCUGUCCAAACCCUUUUUGGUAGUAUUUUUUACACAUGUAUAUACUGCUUACUGACAGUAAGGGAAAUAAAAACUCCAAACCUUUACAACUGA
Conger conger (European conger) is the source of this 1786-nucleotide messenger RNA. RefSeq names its product SAP30 binding protein (gene sap30bp). Gene Ontology annotation, biological process: regulation of DNA-templated transcription. Bases 67 to 978 code for a protein of 303 amino acids. The transcript is spliced from 11 exons. NCBI's taxonomy places the organism in Eukaryota, Metazoa, Chordata, Actinopteri, Anguilliformes, Congridae. The record is from RefSeq and is a predicted model, not a curated record. Gene Ontology annotation, cellular component: nucleus.